Messenger RNA from Daktulosphaira vitifoliae (grape phylloxera), 1473 nucleotides. RefSeq lists its product as uncharacterized. Lineage: Eukaryota; Metazoa; Arthropoda; Insecta; Hemiptera; Phylloxeridae. Bases 1 to 1473 code for a protein of 490 amino acids. The record is from RefSeq and is a predicted model, not a curated record. The transcript is spliced from 4 exons.
AUGAAAGACCGACUAAUAAGAGAUCGUGUUGUUGCUGGUGUUUAUGACAAAAAACUUCAAGAAAAACUAUUAAAUGAAGCAAAUGUAACAUUGGAUAAGGUAAUUGAUGUGGCAAGAAAGUUUAAUGCGGCAAUGAAACAAUCUAAUGUAAUGAACACGACAGAAGAAGAAAAUGCAAUACUUAGAAUUAAAAAAUCAAGUAAAAAUUACAGAAGUUCAUUUGUAAAGAACAUAGAAAAUUGCAAAAGAUGUAGCAAGACACAUGAGAUCAAUAAAUGUCCGGCAUAUCAAAAGAAGUGUAUCAAAUGUGAUAAGUUUAAUCACUUUGCAAAAAUGUGCAAAGGAAGAAACGCAAAGCAAAGUGAUAAACAUAAGAAACAAGUCAAAUUUAGUCAUAUUAAGUCAGUGGGAACUAACAAAGAAGACAGUUGUUCAACAACUCAAUGGGAGGAAGAUUUGGUAAUCAAAGGAAAGAAACUGAAAUUCAAGUUGGACACUGGAGCAGAGGCAAAUGUAAUACCGUUAAGAAGUCUAAAACUAGCUGGUCUUACUCCAUUAUCAGUAAAGAAAUGCAAAGAAAAAUUAAUCAAUUAUUCAAGUACAAAUAUUGCUACUUUUGAAUUUUUUAUUGUGGAUAGUGAUUCACCUAUUUUGGGUUUAGAGUCUUGUAUUAAAUUAAAACUAAUAAAUAGAAUACAAGAGUGUAAUAGGAUAUGUCAGAAAGACCUAUUAAAAGAAAUUGAACAAAGAUUCAAUCAUUUAUUUGAGGGAAUAGUACAUGCUCCUAGAAAAGUUGCUUUUCCUUUGUUAGAUCAAUUAAAGAAAGAAUUAUGUAAGUUAGAGAAUAUGAAUAUUAUAAAGAAAGUUAACACACCUACAGAUUGGGUAAACUCAACAAUAGUAAUGAAAAAAACUAAUAAUGAGUUGAGAAUAUAUUUAGAUCCACAGGAUCUAAAUAAAAAUUUAAAAAGGGAAUAUUUUCCACUCCCAACUUGUGAUGAAAUAAUAAGUAAAGUGAGUGGAGCCAAAGUGUUCAGUAAGUUAGACGCCAAAAAAGGGUUUUAUCAAAUUUCUUUAGAUGAGGAAAGUGCGAAAUUAACAACUUUUAAUUCACCAUUUGGUAGGUAUUGUUUUUGUAAACUAUCUUUUGGUUUGAACAUUGCUCCAGAGGUAUUCUAUAAAUAUUUUUCUCAAUUGUUAGAUGGAAUAGAAGGAGUACAGGUGUAUAUGGAUGACAUAAUAGUAUCAGGUAGAAAUGAUGAGGAACAUAAAAAGAGACUAUUAGAAGUGUUAUACAGAUUAGAAAAGAACAAUGUAAAAUUAAAUAAAAACAAGUGUGAAUGGGCAGUGAAUAAGUUAAUUUUUGGUGGUCAUGAAUUUUCAAGUGAUGGUAUAAAACCAGAUCCAAGUAAAGUAAAAGCAAUUAAAAAUAUGCCUGCACCAAAGUGUAAAAAGGAUGUAGAAAUAUUUUAG